Messenger RNA from Halteromyces radiatus, 1777 nucleotides. RefSeq names its product 2,3-bisphosphoglycerate-independent phosphoglycerate mutase. Gene Ontology annotation, cellular component: cytoplasm. Lineage: Eukaryota; Fungi; Mucoromycota; Mucoromycetes; Mucorales; Cunninghamellaceae. The record is from RefSeq and is a predicted model, not a curated record. Gene Ontology annotation, molecular function: manganese ion binding. Bases 61 to 1629 code for a protein of 522 amino acids. Gene Ontology annotation, biological process: glucose catabolic process. The transcript has 2 exons.
UUUUUUUUUUAUUUUUACUUCUUCUCCUUACAUCCCUACACUUUACUCAUUAUAUAUACGAUGCCUGGUGGUGGACAAGAUCCUAAAGAAAAGCAAACUCCCAAGGAAAAGGUGUGUUUGAUCUGUAUUGAUGGUUGGGGUGUUUCUCCAGAAAAAGAUCCAAAAGGUGAUGCUAUUCGCAAUGCUGAAACUCCAGUGAUGGAUAAAAUGGAAAAAGAAGAUGCUUAUACUACUUUAGAAGCUCAUGGUCGAGGUGUUGGUCUUCCUACUGGUUUGAUGGGUAACUCUGAAGUAGGUCAUUUGAAUAUUGGUGCUGGUCGUGUCGUCUAUCAGGAUAUCGUACGUAUUGAUUUGGCAAUGGACAACAAUGAAUUUGGAUCAGUGGAAAACAUUAAGGGUGCAUUUGAUCGUGCCAAGAAUGGAAAUGGUCGUCUUCACUUUUUGGGUCUCCUUUCUGAUGGUGGUGUCCACUCUCAUAUCGAUCAUCUUAUUUCUUUGAUGAAAGCUGCUAAGGAUGCUGGUGUUCCUGAAACCUUUAUUCACUGUUUCGGUGAUGGUCGUGAUACGGCUCCCAAAUCCAUCAUCAAAUAUUUGACCAAACUUCAAGAUGUGAUCAAGGAAAUCAAUUAUGGCAAGAUCGUUGAUAUUACUGGUCGUUACUAUGCUAUGGAUCGUGACAAGCGUUGGGAACGUAUUCAAUAUGCAUUUGAUGCUCUUCUCUAUGGAAAGGGUGACAAGGAAGAUGAUGCUAUCAAAGCAGUGGAAAAACGCUAUGAAAAUGGUGAAACAGAUGAAUUCUUGAAACCUAUUGUUCUCAACAGUGAAGGCACUAUCAAGGAUGAUGAUACUUUGUUUUUCUUCAACUUCCGAUCUGAUCGUAUGCGCGAAAUCACUCAAGCUCUUGGUAUUCCUCCCUGUCCAUGCAAAGGUGAUGUCCCUAAAAACAUUGAAAUUGUUACUAUGACCCAAUACAAAUCUGAUUACCCCUUCAAGGUGGCCUUCCCUGCUCAACAAAUGGAUAAUGUCUUGGCUGAAUGGCUUGGAAAGAAUGAUGUUCCUCAAAUGCAUAUUGCUGAAACUGAGAAGUAUGCUCAUGUUACCUUCUUCUUUAAUGGUGGUUCCGAAGCUCAAUUCAAUAAGGAAGACCGCGGUUUGAUUCCUUCUCCCAAGGUUGCCACUUAUGAUCUCCAACCUGAAAUGAGUGCUCAACCUGUUGCUGACAAAGUAGCUGAAGCCAUUGCUACUGAUAAGUAUCCUUUUGUUAUGUGUAACUUUGCUCCUCCUGAUAUGGUUGGACACACUGGUGUUUAUGAAGCUGCUAUCAAGGGUGUACAAGCUACUGACGCUGCUAUUGGUACUAUUUUGGAAGCUUGCAAGAAGCAUGGUUAUAUUUUGUUUGUCACAGCUGAUCAUGGAAAUGCUGAAAAGAUGUUAUCUGAUGACUUCAAGAGUCCCUUCACUGCUCAUACUUGUAGUCCUGUUCCCUUCGUGAUGGCCUCUUCUAAGAAUUACAAAUUUAUUGACAAUGCCAAGGGUGCUUUAUGUGAUGUGGCUCCUACUAUUCUUCGUGUAAUGGGUAUGGAUGUACCAAAGGAAAUGUCUGGACGUAGUUUAUUGAAGGAAGAUUAGGUUGUAGUUUAGAUUCUUUUUUUUUUUUAUUUAUUGUUAUUAUUUAGAUAGUAGAUUAGGUGUAUUUGUAGUGUAUGGAUGGAUGAAUAAUAAUAAUAAUAAUAAUAAAAAUGAGAAGGAGAUGUGUUUCUCUUAUUUUGUUGAUUUG